This is a messenger RNA of Eleginops maclovinus (Patagonian blennie), 2278 nucleotides long. It is a transcript of the gene amdhd2, whose product is annotated as amidohydrolase domain containing 2. Gene Ontology annotation, molecular function: N-acetylglucosamine-6-phosphate deacetylase activity. Gene Ontology annotation, biological process: N-acetylglucosamine catabolic process. The transcript has 13 exons. The coding region runs from base 223 to 1437 and encodes 404 amino acids. NCBI's taxonomy places the organism in Eukaryota, Metazoa, Chordata, Actinopteri, Perciformes, Eleginopidae. The record is from RefSeq and is a predicted model, not a curated record.
CACAUGACAUCCGUUUCCCCUGUUUCUUUUCCACAGACUCAGCUCGAAAGGCUCCUGUGGCAGAGCGACGGUGUGGCGGUAGAAGAAGUUUACAUUUUACUGGAAGAAGUGUUGUAUUGAACAUUAAGUGUAUGCCGAGUUGACAACUGGACCCUGCCAAGUGUCUAACUUAUCUUCUCUGUCUCUUAAGUCAGAGGAAGUUUGUCCAAUCCACUCAGAAACAUGCCAUCCAACAAAUCAGUUUCUGACGCUCCCAUCACUCAGUUCAUCAACUGCAGGAUACUGAGAGACCACUGUCUGCAGAGAGAGGACCUGUGGGUGCGUGACGGAAAGAUUUUGGAUCCAGAGAAACUUUUCUUCGAUGAGCACGGUUAUGCCGACAAGCGGGUAGACUGUGAAGACAGCAUCAUCGCCCCGGGCUUUAUAGAUGUUCAGAUUAAUGGAGGGUACGGGGUCGACUUCUCUCAGGCCUGCGAAGAUGUCAGCAGCGGAAUUUCUUUCGUGGCAAAAAAGAUCCUUGAGCACGGUGUGACAUCCUUCUGCCCCACGCUGGUCACCUCGCCCCUUGACGUCUACCACAAGGUUUUGCCUCAGGUCAAAGUUCACGAUGGAGGAGCGCAUGGAGCUGGAGUUCUUGGAUUUCACCUGGAGGGCCCGUUCAUCAGCGUGGAGAAGAAAGGAGCUCACCCGGAGAAGUUUCUCCGGACCUUCAAGAGCAGCGGGCUCGGGUACCUGAUGGAAACCUACGGUGGCCUGGACAGCGUUGCCAUGGUGACACUGGCUCCAGAGUUGGAUGGCAGCCAAUCGGUGAUCAGGGAUCUCUGCCAGAAGGGAAUCACGGUGUCGCUAGGUCACUCUGUGGCCAACCUGUCUCAGGCGGAGGAGGCUGUUCAACACGGAGCCUCCUUCAUCACCCACCUCUUCAACGCCAUGCUGCCUUUCCACCACAGGGACCCUGGUAUUGUGGGUCUGCUGACCAGUGAUCAGGUUCCUGCAGGCCGGACGGUUUACUACGGCAUGAUCGCUGACGGGAUCCACACCAACCCUGCAGCGCUGAGGAUUGCACACAGAUCCCACCCCUCAGGUCUGGUGCUGGUGACGGAUGCAAUCACAGCGAUGGGGCUCCCUCCUGGUCGCCACACCCUGGGUCAGCAGGUCAUCGAGAUCCAGGGUCUCCAUGCCUACGUGGCAGGCACGAAGACACUAUGCGGUAGCAUAGCCACGAUGGAUAUGUGUGUACGGCACUUUAAACAUGCUUCAGGCUGCAGUGUAGAGGAGGCUCUGGAAGCUGCCUCGCUGCAUCCUGCUCAACUUCUGGGUAUCAGCCACAGGAAGGGAAACCUUGACUUUGGGUCAGACGCAGACCUGGUUUUGCUCGAUGACACCCUCAACAUCAAAGCCACAUUUAUUUCUGGGGAGGAGGUUUGGAGAAAAUGACCAUGGAAGAAGAAGAACAACAAGAACAAGCCCGGCACAGCGGGGACACCGUGGUGCCUUCAGAGAACGAUGUUAAACAUACAUACAAUUCUGUUGAAUGUUUUAGUUCAUCAGAAAACAUUAUACUUUAUCCUAGGCUGCUCUACACUUAAUACAUGUCAUCUAAGACGUAAAGAUUGGGCUAUUUAUGUCCUAAAAAGGCCACUGUACAGAGGAUAAACCUUUUUAAAUAUUGAUUUGAAUUUUCUUAAAAUCUCUUGAUAUAAACAUUUAAAUAACUUGACUCCAUUUUUGAUCCAUUCAGAAAUGUUAUUGUGCGUUUGCGUGUGUGAGAGUUAUCAUCGCAGUCUCGAAAGACUCCUACAGAUGUUAGUUUUUCUGUAAAAAAUGCAUUUUUUUAUGAAAGUAUCUUUAAUUCAAGUAUCAGCAAUGAAACUUUGACACAGAUUGGAGCUUUAUUUUGACAUUGAGAUUUGAUAAAUGAUAAUGCUCAUAAUGUAAAAGAUACUUUUGUUAGCCUGGUUAUUUGAAUCACGUUUGACGAUACAUUGCGGUAUUAAAUUAAUUAAAUCAACGUUUAGUAAAUGAUACUGUAACAUGAAUGUUCCUCUUCUAAGCAAUAACAUUUACUUUUGUUAUAUUUAUAGUCAUUCCAGGUGGAAUUAUGAUGUUUGUGUACAUUAAUGUUUGUUUGCAUGAUUUAGCCAGUUUUUUUUUUUCAAAGUUCAUUUAUAAUCUUAUAGUCAUAUCUAACGGAAAUACAUUUUAAAACAGCAAGGCAAAUUGCAAAUGUUUAAAUUUGUUAUUCUUAUUAAAUUCAUUAAAUUAGAAUUAUACAACA